Molecule: messenger RNA, 192 nt
Organism: Penicillium robsamsonii
Lineage: Eukaryota; Fungi; Ascomycota; Eurotiomycetes; Eurotiales; Aspergillaceae
Exons: 1
Coding region: 1-192 (63 amino acids)
Source: RefSeq, a predicted model, not a curated record
AUGGGGUCGGUGGGUUUGGUAGAGACGAGGAUAACUCGUCUCCGCAUCUUCCCCGCCAGGCUGAUUUCCUCUCCGGUUCUGAUGGUUGCUGCCUCGCGCCGCACCUCAGCGCUGGGGGAGAUCACCCACCGCAGCGGUGCUUCCGGGCACCCAGCAACGCCUGAUCCCCCCUAUACCAUCCUCCCCGCGUAG